CUCAGAAAUAGUCAACUGAAAACUCUCUUGGCUAUUGGUGGCUGGAACUUUGGCACUGCUCUUUUCACUGCCAUGGUUUCCACUCCUGAGAACCGCCAGACUUUCAUCACCUCAGUCAUCAAAUUCCUGCGCCAGUAUGAGUUUGACAGGCUGGACUUUGACUGGGAGUACCCUGGCUCUCGUGGGAGCCCUCCUCAGGACAAGCAUCUCUUCACUGUCCUGGUGCAGGAAAUGCAUGAAGCUUUUGAGCAGGAGGCCAAGCAGGUCAACAAACCCAGGCUGAUGGUCACUGCUGCAGUAGCUGCUGGCAUCUCCAACAUCCAGUCUGGCUAUGAGAUCCCCCAACUGUCGCAGUACCUGGACUACAUCCAUGUCAUGACCUACGACCUCUAUGGCCCCUGGGAGGGCUACGCUGGAGAGAACAGCCCCCUCUACAAAUACCCGACUGACACUGGCAGCAACGCCUACCUCAGUGUGGAUUAUGUCAUGAACUACUGGAAGGACAACGAGGCCCCAGCUGAGAAGCUCAUUGUUGGAUUCCCAGCCUACGGACACACCUUCCUUCUGAGCAACCCCUCCAACCAUGGAAUUGAUGCCCCUACCAGUGGUCCUGGCCCUGCUGGACCCUAUACCAGGCAGUCUGGGUUCUGGGCCUACUGUGAGAUCUGUACCUUCCUGAAGAAUGGAGCUACUGAAGUAUGGGAGGCUCUUGAGGAUGUUCCCUCUGCCUACAAAGGAAAUGAGUGGCUUGGAUAUGAUAACACCAAGAGUUUCCAAAUCAAGCUAGACCGUGCCGAUUGGCUAAAGAAGAACAACUUUGGAGGUGCCAUGGUCUGGGCCAUUGACCUGGAUGAUUUCACAGGCACUUUCUGCAACCAAGGAAAAUUCCCUCUGAUCACUACCCUGAAGGAUGCUCUGGGCCUGCAGAGUACAAGUUGCAAAGCUCUAGUCCAACCCAUUGCUCCCAUUGCCGAGGCACCCAUCACACGCGGUGUCAGCCACAGUGGUAGCUCUGGGGGCCGCUCUGGCAGGAGCUCUGGGGGCAGCCCCAGUGGUAGUGGAUUCUGUGCCAACAGGGCCAGUGGCCUGUACCCUGACUCCACUGACAAGAAUGCCUUCUACAAAUGUGUGAAUGGAAAGACUUUCACUCAGCACUGCCAGGCUGGCCUUUUCUUCGAUGCCUCCUGCUCCUGCUGCAGCUAG
Symphalangus syndactylus (siamang) is the source of this 1203-nucleotide messenger RNA. Its product is annotated as acidic mammalian chitinase-like. Gene Ontology annotation, cellular component: extracellular region. Lineage: Eukaryota; Metazoa; Chordata; Mammalia; Primates; Hylobatidae. Gene Ontology annotation, molecular function: chitin binding. The record is from RefSeq and is a predicted model, not a curated record. Gene Ontology annotation, biological process: carbohydrate metabolic process.